Larimichthys crocea (large yellow croaker) is the source of this 3208-nucleotide messenger RNA. RefSeq names its product beaded filament structural protein 1 (gene bfsp1). Gene Ontology annotation, cellular component: intermediate filament; cytoplasm. The coding region runs from base 632 to 2686 and encodes 684 amino acids. The transcript has 8 exons. Gene Ontology annotation, biological process: lens fiber cell development. Lineage: Eukaryota; Metazoa; Chordata; Actinopteri; Sciaenidae. Gene Ontology annotation, molecular function: structural constituent of eye lens. The record is from RefSeq and is a predicted model, not a curated record.
UGCUAUGCUUUUAGUGCUAUAGACAGAGCUUACCAACGGGCCUGUCUGCCAGCAAAUAUGAAUAGAUUUCUGUAAUUUACGGUGUUUUUGAAACACAAUUAGUACCCACAUGUGAACAAAAAAACAACAUUGUCUCUUUCAGUGCAAUGUACACAGUGUGUCAACACUUAGUCACUUCUGGCAGGAAUGGUUCUCAGCAGUCCACACAAAUUGCACUGCACAAAAUGUCCCCUCUGUCCUGUGAUGGGCCACCAUCCAAUCUGCCAUAUCAAACAGGGAUCUAGAAAGCAGCUGACUAAGAACCAAAAUAAUGGUGUGUGACAACCCAGUGUUUUCGCAGGGCCAGCUAUUGUUUGUUUUCGUGGUUCUGCUUUGUCAUCAACAGCAUGGCUUUUCUAAUCUCUGCCACAAAGGCAACAAUACACUCUGGAAGGUCCCAGGCUGGCAACAUGUGUGGUCACAACCAGGGGGAGGUUUUGGGGGCUAUUUCGCCACCAGUCAGUGCUGUGCAACGUUUAGUCUAGCAUGAGACAGCCAAGGGUGAGCACCCGAGUUUUCACACAAUAAAGGUGCGGAAGGGGACUGAGCACUCCGGGGAUACCACCAACCCACGGGAGAGAAGCCUACCACCAUGUUCAAGACCAGCUACCUGCGCGAGGUGCGCAAGGAAAAGUACGAGCGCUCAAAUGUGUUUGAUGACGAAACUGAGGACUCUGAAUCGUCUGCAGGAAUCUCAGCCAUCCAAGGCUGGGAGAGCCUUCAGGAGCUCAAUGGCCGCUUUGCCCGGUACAUCAACAGAGCAAGGGUCCUGGAGCAACGCAAUGCCGUGUUCCGCAAGCAGCUGGAAACGCUGCAGCGAAUGGAAGAGUCCAGUGGCCUAGAGGAGGCCUUCAACGAGCAGAUUGAAGUCAACAGGCAGCGCAUCCGAGAGCUGACCUCUGACCAUGCCAGACUGGAGCGAGAGCUGAAAGAUGCCUGCAACAUGCUGGAUGAAUUCACUAGCAAAUAUAAAGAUGAAUGUGAGUAUCAAGAACAGCUGCGGGGCACACUGGAACAGUUAAACAAGGACGCUGACUGUGCUCUGCUGAGAAACCUGGACUAUCAGAUCCAAUCGCAGUUCCUGCAGGACGACAUCAACUCCACCAGAGAACAACACAAGAAGAACCUUGCAGAGAUCCAGACCUAUGUGAACAUUUUGCAGCAAAUCAACCAGACACUUCCCCUUGGUCCUAACGUGUCACUGGGCAUCUCCGAGGAGCAGGAGAAGCUGCUUGCGCAGAGGAAAGUGCCGGGGCUGCAGAGUCAACUGGAGGAAUAUAAGAGCGCCCUCUGUCAGCUGCAGGGCCAGAAACAACGCCUACAGACUGAGAAUGCAGCUUUGGAGCAAGCUAUCAAAAACACACAGGAGAGUUAUGACAAUGAGAUACAGAUGUACAAUGAGCAAAUUGAAUCUCUGCGGAAGGAGAUUGAGGAGGCUGAGCGGUCCCUAGAGAAGUUCACCAGUGAAUGUCGCCACCUGGCCAUGUACCAGACAUCUCUUGAGAACGAGCUGGAGAGGUACAAGAGGAUCAUCGAGAACGAGGAUAACAGGUUGAAUUCAGCAAUAAUUGGCACUCCCAUUACCCUGUUCACCACUAAUUACCGCUAUACUCACACACCCACUGCAUCAAGCAGGGGAAAAGAUAUCACCCAGGCUAUCCAAGAUAUCACCAGCAUCAAGCCCCGCCAGAAGAUCAUGGCCAAGAAGGUCCAGAAGAAGAAAGAUCUGUCAACAAAAGACAUAAUGGACAGUGGCCAAGAGGAAAGAAAUGGUAGAGCCACUGGAGAGACUCCAAGCCAAGAAACAAAGAAAACCCCUGUGGAAGUACAUGAGGAGAGAGUGAAGAGAAAGGACCAGAGAUCUGUUCACACUGGAGUGUCUCCACAGGAUGUCCCAGAUGGAGCUCAGAUCAGCAAGGCCUUCGACACUCUUUGUAACAUCGUCAGAGACAGAAUGAGAAGGUACAAGAGGCCUGAGCCAAUCGCUGACUUCUACACCCAGGGUCGAUAUGUCCUUGUCAGCGGUGAUGGAAGCUACUCGGACCCCUGCUUCUACACCUCCACACCAUCAGGCGGCCACAUCUACGUCACUAUCAGAAAUGGAAUGAUGGGUCCAUAUGAGCCUUACGAACCCAGCAGACCCUCUCCUCCUCAGCCUAUUGUAGACCCCAGGCCUCUCAGUCCCACCCUGCCCUCUAAUGGUGGAGGAGGAAAGGGGGAUAAUAAGGGUGGAAAAGGUAAGGAUGGUAAUGGAGGAAAAGGUAAGCAUAAGAAUCGAGAGCCUCAUCCUCACUCUAAAGAUCCCACCCCAGGCCCUCCACCCUCUGGCCCAAGCACCAUUCCCAAAGAUCCCACCCCUAUGAAUCAUCCCAAGAAUAACAGUGAUGACAAUGGGCACAGUGGUCCCACUCCAAAGCCUGCGCCUCGUGGUGACAGCACCAGCUCCAGCACCAGCUCCAGCUCCAGCUCCAGUACCAGCACAAGCACCAGCUCUGGCAGCUUUAGCCCAGACACCAUGAGCUAUGAAAAAGUGGAGGUGAUGGAGUCAGUGGAGAAGUUCUCUAAUGACAGCAAGCUUAAAGGUUAUGAGGAAACUUCUGUGGUGGUGGAGACUGUGAUUGAGAAGUCCAGCAAGAAGAAACACUGAAACACUGAGAUCAUCUGACAUAGUCAGUUAACUCCAUUAUGGUCAUACAUGGUUCAGGUCCACUAACAAGAAGACAAUAUGGAUUUUGGUAUCAGUCUCAAGUUUUUGUCCCUGAGACCCACCAUGCUUAAAGACCAACUACACAUUCCUGCUCUGAUAUAAAAUGCUCUUCCAUUUGCUUGCAGUCUCUGGUCUUGCGUCCAGAAUUCGUUUGGCUGGUUCCACAAGUAUUGCUGUUGUUGUUCGACUUAACACCCAUGCUCACGCUAUGAGUCCUUUACUGUCUGAAAACUUGAGGAAAUGAAACACAAAGCUUCACACCACCAAAAAAAGAAUAAAUUAAUAAGAAAACAAAUUAAAAAAAAAAAAACUGAGAAGUUGCCACCCUCUGAACUCUGUCUUAGAACUCCAACUUUCCCCUUUGAGCUCAUUUGUUCAAUUGGAUGCCAUUGCCUGCCCUCAGCAUUAUUUUGCUGUGUAUUAAUUUGCUUUAUUGAAUAAUAAAAAAAGAUUCAAAGGUCA